Messenger RNA from Homalodisca vitripennis (glassy-winged sharpshooter), 3555 nucleotides. Its product is annotated as chymotrypsinogen B2. Lineage: Eukaryota; Metazoa; Arthropoda; Insecta; Hemiptera; Cicadellidae. The record is from RefSeq and is a predicted model, not a curated record. Gene Ontology annotation, molecular function: serine-type endopeptidase activity. Gene Ontology annotation, biological process: proteolysis. Bases 2325 to 3362 code for a protein of 345 amino acids. The transcript is spliced from 6 exons.
UCACAAUACUUCCAUCGUCAAAAACAAACUUCAAAAAAUAAGGUAAAAGGUGGUUGUCCUAAUUAGUGCUUAUCGACAUUUGUUAUCUUCAUCAAGUCCCUCUCUGGCCAGUUGCAUUUUUAUUCAGCAGAUAUGCGCUCAAUAAUUCGCUAGAGUUACGUACGCACAUUUGUGUGAAAUAUAAUCACACAAGAAGUAGAAUUCUUAAACCAUAAAAUGUUAAGAAGAAAUAUUAGAAACUUUAGGAGAACUCGUUUCUAAUAUUUACGACUUUUAUUACAAACAUAAACAGAUGCUAUUUCAAUAAUAGUUAGUAUUAUUGAAAUAAUAAUACUAACUAACGUCCAAAGCACACUCAUUCAUAACUUUACAAAUAACUUUAGAAAUAAACCUGAAAUCUGCAUAAGGAAAAACUUAUAUGCAACGUUAAUAACGUUAUCAACCAGUUACUGCAGUUCAACCAGUUUUUACAAAUCUAGUUAUAAGCAGAGAUGCCACAACUAAUGACAGCACACAGAAUGCAGGUUAGUAAUGAUAUGCUAUUAAAGUUCUUCAUAAAUUACGUUUUACGAUGCUUAACGGAAAGGUGGCCUAAAUAGUUUCCGACAGUCUUCAGCUAGUAUUGUGGACACCUUCACAUCUAAACGAUCUAACUACUCGUAGAUUCCUGUUUAAAACCUUCCAACGAAAAAAUCCUCCUCCAGCUAUGUAUGUCCCCCGUUAUACGCUUGUAUACCUUUCAUAGAGUUGUUUGGAAAAUCAGCUAUCAUCUUGAAUUCGAGACCUGUAGAUCUUCAGUAACAACUAACUAUCGAAGGAAUAAAACAAGAGGAUGGUUUCUUAAAAACUUAAAUUGAGGGCGUAUGCCAUUAACACAGCACAAGAACAUUUGCAGCAAGGACUUCUACAGAUUUCACCACUCAGGAGAGUUUUCUAUAAUAGUAACUUACAGGACUAUUUAAUAAGAUAAUGGUACUUCAGAUCCCGUCAUAAAGCAUCUUCUUCCAUUAACAAAAUUAAAACAGAACUUAGUAAAUAGGUACAAAAAUUCCUAUUAUAAUUUCACAGAUUUAAGUGACACAUGGGUUGUUGCUGUGCCCAGUGGUGGGUUUAACUGGCAGGUAUAAACCAGCCAGAAGUGAUCCCUGCUGGGUUCAUCUUGAUGUCGACUUGUAAUUGAAUAUAACACCCAGCCAUUUUAAAUAGUUAAGGUUAAUAAACUAUUGCAUAUGCUUACCUGUAAUGUUCUCCUUGCAUUUACAAAGGGAUUUAAUAAAGAAUAAAAGAAUAUCAGGUCAUUUUAAAUCAGUGCUUUAUUUUUCGCAAUGCGACGACACUCGGUGCGGAAAAUUCACAAUCAUCGUUCUAGCUGGAAUAAAUUAAUAACUUAUAGUAUUACAGAGACAAACAAAUUAAACUUCGAAUGCACUGACCACCCACAGAUACAAAAAGAAGUUUGGAACACUUUUUAACAUUAUAUAUAUGGCAAAUAUGAGGAGAGUGACUUGAGCAAAACAGGUUUGUAAUAUUCACACUCAUGUUUCACCUUAGUGUCCUCAGUCGACUGUCUAAAAUAUUCAGCAACACAUGAAAAUAUAAGAGGAUGUCGGAAAUUUACCUUCGUUGUAUCUAAAACAACAGUGGCAAAUGUACGAAAUAAUUUUAUUCGUUCAAAUCAUCCAUAGUUAGUAAUAAACUUUAAACAUCCCUCUUAUAACGAAUCUAUAGACACAGUCACAAUACCAAUAUGUUCAUCAUUCUAGUGAAUACUUAAAUAACUUUUUGUUAAAUGCAUUAUCAUUGUAUUUUAAUUUUAUAAAAAUUAUAGUCUGUUUUCUACAACACAUAGGGGUUUUGAAGUUAUUUUGAAUAGAGCAUCAUAAAGAAGGCAGCAUCAUAUUAUAACAAAGUUGGCAGCCCUUGAUAAAGACGCCAUAUUGAUCCAACAUCACUACUAAUACAUGUGCCAUACUGAUACUGGUGCGAUUAAUUAUUGAUUGGUUGAGCUUGAACCAAUCACAAUUCAGCACCGCCCCUCCAUUCACCUUUAUAAGCGGAUUGCAUUACUGGCUCUUUCUAUCCGUUUUGAUGUAACAUAUGUUGACUAAGGAUGGAUAUGUCUAUUGGCUCUCUAUAAGAAGGCCGAAACAUUUUAAGAUUUUAACAGUUGUUGGUUUUUUACAUCUUUCGAGCCGGGAAACUUAUUCGGUAUUAAUGAUUAAGGUUGAAACGGUCAAGAAAUGCAAUAUGCGAACACUUAAGUAAUGAGUAUAUCAGAUGUUUUUAAUUCGUCAAUUAUUUUGCUAUUGAUAUAAGGAAUAUGAAUGAUGGUGAUGAAUUCAAGGUGUAAGGAGAGAUGUUUAGGAACACUGCUGGGCUACCCAACGACAUGCGACAUCCGGGGAGUGAUACACUCUUGCACGUUGAGCCUGGCGUGUUGGCUGGUGGGAGGGACUCUGACCAGUGGUUGCGGAGGAGAUCUACUAGCUGACUGGCUGUUCACGUGUUGUGUCACUGCUCACGGCGCGGGGAUCAACUCUAAACCUCUCCGUCGAUGGGGAAUUCAUCACCACAAACAAGUAGAGUGUGGAACUCCUGUCGUGGGAAUCCAAAAAAGAAUAAUAGGAGGGGCAGAGGCGUAUUUUGGGGAAUUCCCUUGGCAAGCCCACAUCCGUAUCUCGGGGUACCAGUGCGGUGGAGUUCUCCUCAGCUCGCGGUACGUCGCUACUGCAGCCCAUUGUGUCUACAGAGCCCGACUGAAAGACAUUCUCGUGUACCUGGGAGAGUACGACACCCAGAACACGGGUCAGUAUCUGGAGCCGGUGCCGGAAGAAGCGUACCGAGUGGUCGGCAAGAUCGUCCAUCCUAACUUCGAGUACCGCACCUCCCAGCCAGACAGGUAUGAUGUCGCCUUGGUGCGCCUCGCUAGACCAGCAGUUUACCGAGAGAACAUCUUGCCUAUCUGUCUUCCUCAGCAGGGCGACUCCUUCAGCGGCCAGACCGGGGUUGUGGCUGGCUGGGGCAAAACUGACACUACAUAUGGAAAAACCGGAACGAACAUCUUGCAGAAAGCUUUUGUGCCGAUUUUGCCGGACGAGAAAUGCCUGAUCUGGCACAAACACAAACGUAUUCUGGUGGAGCUGCAUGAGGAAAUGUUCUGUGCCGGCCAUAGUGAUGGUCAUAUGGACGCUUGCCUGGGUGACUCCGGCGGGCCUUUGGUUGUAUACCACAGCGGGCAUCAGAAAUGGACUCUAGCCGGUAUCACCAGCGCUGGUUUUGGCUGUGCCGUGGAUCACCAGCCCGGCAUCUACCACAAAGUUGCCCACACUGCCCAUUGGAUUGCAGCCAACAUUAAACAGUAGCCCAUCACUUACUUCAUUCUACCAUGCCUGUGACUCCACCAAGAAGUUUUACCUAGUUAAAAUAUUGUGACCCCUGAAAUUCCUAUUUUAGGAAAUAACAUAAUUUAAAAAAUUACAUUCAGAUUAUUUGUGAUAAUGUUUUAAAAAUCACUCAUUUUAGAGAACAAAUUGUUAUUUGUAAUAUAUAAUAAUA